AUGGACUGGCCUCAUGAGAAUAGUAUCAUGAACGAUGCCGACUUCGAAAAUGUCUUUCAUUAUCAAUCUCAAGAAACGACGGUCGUUAAAUAUUUAACGAAAGACCAUUGUCCGAUUUCUUGGUCAUUAACAACGUCAAAAGAUUGGACAAACUGGUUGAGUUCUUUGCCCUCAGUCCAUGGAAAUUCCGGUCUAGUACUCAUUUUAGCACGGAAACCUGGGGAGCAUCAGAGUUUUAUUAGUAAGCUUCGUUCAAAUCAAGCGCGAAUAACUCUGGAGCCUACAGAUGAUAUUGAUGGCACGUUCAACGAGAAGGCUCAGCCGUCAAAUACUCUGGAAAAUCCUUUUACUUCGCUUUCUGAACACGCCAACCUCAAAGCAAACAGCCAAAAAGCACGCGGUGGUAAACGAGAUGUACGGCAACUUCCCUUCGAGGAGAGUACUUUCAGAGACAUAUGCAAAAGGUUUUAUGUGCACCCAUCUAUUGCACGCGUCAUCAACAGAGCAGAUACGUCAGUCUUCAGUAGGUCUAUGGUGAACAUGGCAACAGAAAAUUCGGAAUCUUCAGGUCAUCCUGCUAUAGUAUACCAUUGCCGAUCCUCGAAUGUUUGGGCAGAUGAUAUGGCUCUGACUGCAACAUACUUCCCUGAAAGCAAAUUGACAUUUGCAAUAGUUUUUGGUUGCAACGCAGAUGCUGAAAUGAAAAUCCUCAAUAGACUGAGCCGAGCAAAAGGUCACGUAGCUUUCCCCCUUUUACUCCCGGGAAUAUUUGCAGAGAUAGAAAGGGAUCGCAUGGUCAGAAUCGUCGAAAAGACCAUAGAUGAAAUUGAGGAAGCCAUUUUCGAAAUAGGCUCUAGAGAUACUGCUAUUACUGGGACUCCGGAUCACGAGGUUGCUACCGGUACGAGGCAGAACAGAAAGACAGCAUGGUUGAACACUACCUUCUUGCGUAACAGUCUUAGGAUGUGGAAUAAACAGCUUAGGAAAAUGUCGGAGCACGUUGGGGAGCUUUCCACAAUGCACAAAGAAUUGUGCACGCAGAACCGUUAUCUCGGUCCUAAGCCUAUAGAGCAAGAGGGAAAACACAAUGAAGUGAUGGAGAGAACAGGAAGAAUGAUUUAUGAUCGUCUUCACAAUCUAAUGGAGGAAUAUGAAGACAGAAUUCAUGAAUGUACAAUGUCUGUGGAAGGAAUGACAAUUGCAACACAAUGGGCACAAGGUGAUACCAACGUAGAUAUUGCAACGGCUACUGGGCAAGAUUCGCGGCAAAUGCGAUCCAUUGCUUUGGUUACAAUGGUUUUUCUUCCGGGGACGUUUUUCGCUACCCUGUUCUCCAUGACCUUCUUUGACUGGUCACCUGGAGAAGAUAAAAAAUCACUCGUCUCAGGCUACAUAUGGAUAUACUUUCUCGUUACCGGAGUUUUCACUGCAACAACCCUGGUCAUUUGGUGGUACUUUCUUUCUAGCCGCCGCAAAAAGUUAACAUCUUUUCAUUGA
Colletotrichum truncatum is the source of this 1497-nucleotide messenger RNA. RefSeq lists its product as uncharacterized. The record is from RefSeq and is a predicted model, not a curated record. Lineage: Eukaryota; Fungi; Ascomycota; Sordariomycetes; Glomerellales; Glomerellaceae.